UCCCUCGACAUUCACACAUGCACCCGCAUGCCCCGAAUACCCGCUGUUACGCCAAGGACAAGCUUUCUUGAAAAGUUGGGUCCCAUCUGGUCAGCAGGAGGUGUGUAUAUAAAACUCAUCGCCGUUGCUGUUCCGCCCCAAAACAAGUGCUGGACUUCUCGGUGAUUGUGGAAAGAUGCUCAUGCAAGCAAGAGUUUGGUUAAUGCUGUUGCUGUGUUCGACUGGGUCGUACGGUGCCACAGUGGGACACACGGAGCGGGGCGACAUUCAGGCCACAUCAGGUCAGUCAAAUGGCAAAGGAGAUGAGGCUGAAGUCGGAGAUGUGUCCGGAAGGGUCAUUGUAAAGCCAAUUGGACCACCUGCCCAUUCAACACAUACUACUGAAGAGAUAGCAUGUAAUGAUGACCAGCCAGCUUACCAUCAUGCCGUGGAUGAUUUCGUGUCAGCCCUGAAUGAUGUCCGUGAAGCGGGAAGUCCGGAUUUCAAGCGUUUGGGACUGUGUUCUCAACAUGACGCAGUACCAAAUUUCCAAUAUCUAACCGAGAGUGAACACAGACAACAAAAAGGCCUUAAGGGUGCACAGGCUACAGAAGUAGAUAUCUGGGAGGGUGACAAGGAAGGUGAGAUCAUUUUGACCCUCAAAUUCCCAAGGUAUACCCGACCCACCAGCCCUGCUUCCAUGAUGCUCCUGUUUAAUGUGGAAUCCAAGGCAGAUGGGUUGACUAUUAAAUUCGACGGUCAUUUUCUUCACCCAGUUACACAGACGGUUUGCAUUUCGGAGAGCACACGUUUUUUCGUCCUUACCGGAGGACAGAGGGAGUCUCAUAUGCAUGCUCACUUGAAACUGAGACUGAAAGUUGAACCAUUGAAAGCUGAUGGGAAGAAACCAAGUUUGUCUGAGGUACAGAAAGUCUUGAUGAGGACGGUGGAUGAAAGCAACACCACAAUGAGGCCAAUGAUGCUUUUCAUUGCUGAAGGAACAGCUCAUUUAAAAUACCAUGGAAUUCCUGUGGAUCAACAACCUUCCAGCUCUCUUCCCCCAUCCAAAACAUUUAUUUUCCUGUGCGAGCUGCAGAAGUUCUUGAUGGACGUCCUUCCCCAAAAGGAGCCACCGGAAUCUCAGGAAGAGGAGAGCGGAGUCUCCUUAGAAACACUUCACUCCCUGCCACCUUUGACGCUUGGAGGGUCGUCCCCGCAGUCUCUUCUUUCAGGCCUGAUGAAUUCCUCCACUCCAACCGUAUUUCUCUUCCCAAAGCACAAGCAAAUACUGCAGACACACCACGUGGAGCUGAACCUGGAGCCUUCUUUGCUUUCUGUGCUCAGACUGAGAUUGGACGAAGCCAUGGCUCAGGUGAAAAAGGAGGAGGCGGGACAGAAGAUGAUUGACAGGCUGCAGAGAUUAAGUGAAAUGAGUGCUCUUCCUUCAGAGGGAAAGGAUGGUGAAGCAGUAACUACAGAGCAUAAAGAAGCCCAGUACAGGUCCGUCCUGCUGCUGAAGGCGCUGCAGACAGUACUCGGCAUCUGGGAAGUGGAACGGGCCCAGAGGGCAACCAGAGCGAAUGAGGACGGCUCGACGGCCCCCAAACAUUGUCGAAUACAGUCCUUGAUCGUGUCCUUGAGGAAAUACUUCAUUCAACCUACCACGGCCAAGAUCAAUAACUGCGAAGGGACCUGCACUUUCCCUAUAAGCACGAGCAGCAACAGCCACGUCAUCCUCCUGAUCAGCCACAUUCAGAACGGCAAUACCGUGGAUCGCUCUCCUUGUUGCGUGCCGGUGGAAUAUAAUGACCUCUGGGUGAUUCAGCUGGAGAGCCAAGGCACCAAUUUGUCCUGCAAGACCAAUAUGGUGGCGACCAGGUGCGAGUGUCGCUGACAGCCCUUAUGUGUAUUCAUAUAGUGCAACAUACGGAUGAAAGUUCACAAAUCUGCAUAAUCUGCGUUUAUUUUUGCCUGUAAAUGCAUAACUGAAUCCAAAACCGAUGCAAAUAUAACACUGAUAUUUGUGCAGAAAUGCAACAUAAGCUAUCUGCAUUUGAAAUGUAAAGAGGUCAUUUUAAAGAAAAUUAACAUAGACAGUAGCCUACUUUUUUUAGAUCACGAAAUAAUCAGCUAGAUUUGCUUUUAACGUGUAUUUGCAUCUGCAUUAAGCUUCUGAAAAUCUGUGUUUGAAUAAAGUAUAUAUAAAACAUAUUUUCUCUUUGUCAAUUAUAUUAUUGGGUCAAUUUGAUUUCAAUAUUUUUGGUAUCCCCAUUGAAAAACAUGUCAGGUGGUACAACCAAUCAUGCAAUCCCAGUGUCAUACUGAUUAUUAAAAGUGGCAUUUAAUAUUACAAUCCUGAAAAUAGUUUAAAAGUGUGAAACACUUUACUAUAAAUUUAAGAACAAUAUAUAUAUAUAUAUUUUUAAAUUAUAAUAAUUAUACAUUGGGUUUAAAUAACUUAUGCUGGGAUGUUUCAACACAUGGUUGUGUCAAAAUUUUCUAGGUUAAUAUGAAACAGCGGUUGUGUUUGUCCAUAAAAUUAUUAUCUUAUUAAAACUAUUUAGCUUAAUGUUUUUUUUAUUUCUUAGAUGAUCCAUAACAGUAACUUGCACCUUUUGACUUUCUUGUUGCACUACCUGACCUCUGCAAUGAAUUUACAUUUGACAGACUUCUAACUGGAUGCUGGUAUAAGCCCUUGUAAUAUCAAAUUCAUAAAUAUAAUUUUUAAAUACAAUUAAAAUGUGUUUGAUAAAAUAGCAUUAUUCUAGUUUUCAUUGGUUGUAUCACCCUAGACAGAAAGUGUACCAGCCUACCCAUUACAUUAAAAGAGACAUUUCAACAAGACUUUUUAACGAAAAUGUAACUCUUUGGUGUCCCCAAAGUACGUAUGUUAAGUUUUAGCUUAAAAAAACAUAUAAAUAUACAAUUAUAAAUACAUGUUAAAGGCUGGGUUUUUGAAAAACACUUUGGAAAAGGAAGUUGGGCCAAGU
Paramisgurnus dabryanus is the source of this 2969-nucleotide messenger RNA. It is a transcript of the gene amh, whose product is annotated as anti-Mullerian hormone. Gene Ontology annotation, biological process: gonad development. The record is from RefSeq and is a predicted model, not a curated record. NCBI's taxonomy places the organism in Eukaryota, Metazoa, Chordata, Actinopteri, Cypriniformes, Cobitidae. Gene Ontology annotation, molecular function: growth factor activity.